CCAACAACAAUGAUCGUCCAAGAUGGUCUCUGUUUUUACCUUUAUUUGAUUGCUAUACCUGUAAAGAAACCUCCAAAUACUGCAACUUUUAUGAUAAUUAAUAAGAUUGGUAUUAUUCGAUCCAUAACUCAAGUUAAGUAUACGACAAAAACCCUUCUCUCUGUCUUCUUGUUCAUCAGUUUCUGGGGGGCAUCAAGUUCCAGAAGAAGUAGAGUACAUGGAUGCAAUUUUGAAUCUUCAAACAGUGCCGUUAGGAACUGCUAUUACAAUAGGUGGUCCAGCAGUUGCUCUUGGUGGGAUUUCACUAUGGUUUCUUAAAGAGUAUGUUAAUGAUCAAAAGAAGAAAUCUUCUAAUUUUCUUCCACCUUUGCCAGAGGUUCCAGGAUUACCAGUGAUUGGGAAUUUACUACAGCUUACUGAGAAAAAACCCCACAAGACAUUUACAAAUUGGGCUGAAACCUAUGGACCAAUCUAUUCCAUCAAAGCCGGCGCCAAUACAAUUGUUGUCCUCAAUACUAAUGAGCUUGCCAAGGAGGCUAUGGUGACUAGAUAUUCGGCCAUCUCAACAAGAAAGCUGACAAACGCAUUGAAAAUCCUUACUUGUGACAAGAGUAUAGUCGCAAUAAGUGAUUAUGAUGAGUUCCACAAGACAGUGAAGCGACACGUACUGACCAGUGUUCUAGGACCAAAUGCUCAGAAACGCCACCGUAUCCACAGGGACACCUUAGUAGAAAAUGUGUCUAAGGAACUGCAUGAUUUGGUUAGGAAGUAUCCUCAUGAAGCAGUAAAUCUCAGGAAGAUAUUCCAGUCAGAGCUUUUUGGUUUGGCAUUGAAACAAGCUUUGGGAAAGGAUAUCGAGUCUAUUUAUGUGGAGGAACUCGAUGCCACAUUACCAAGAGAGGACGUACUGAAGACUUUAGUACUUGACAUAAUGGAGGGUGCAAUUGAUGUGGACUGGAGAGAUUUCUUCCCCUAUCUAAAAUGGGUUCCUAAUAAAAGCUUUGAGAACAGAAUUCAGCGAAAACAUCUGCGCAGGGAAGCCGUGAUGAAGGCCCUAAUUAUGGAGCAACGAAAACGUAUUAAUUCAGGAGAGGAACUGAACAGUUAUAUUGACUACUUGUUGUCUGAAGCCAAUACAUUAGCAGAGAAGGAAAUCCUAAUGUUGCUUUGGGAGGCAAUUAUUGAAUCAUCAGACACCACAGUAGUGAGCACAGAAUGGGCUAUGUAUGAAUUGGCCAAAGAUCCAAAACGGCAGGAACAACUCUUUUUGGAAAUACAAAAUGUUUGUGGAUCUAACAAGAUCACAGAAGAGAAACUUUGCCAACUUCCGUACCUAUGUGCUGUUUUUCACGAAACCUUGAGAAAACAUAGUCCUGUACCUAUAGUUCCUUUAAGAUACGUCCACGAAGACACACAGCUAGGAGGGUACCAUGUUCCUAAAGGAGCUGAGAUCGCUAUAAAUAUAUACGGUUGCAAUAGGGACAAGAGAGUGUGGGAGAGUCCGGAAGAGUGGAAGCCUGAGAGAUUUCUUGAGAGAAAGUAUGAUCCAAUGGAAUUACAGAAGACGAUGGCGUUUGGAGGUGGAAAAAGGGUAUGUGCUGGUGCUCUUCAAGCAAUGACAAUUACUUGCACAACUAUUGCUAGAUUGAUACAAGAGUUUGAAUGGAGUCUAAAAGAUGGAGAACAAGAAAAUGUUGCAACAAUGGGUCUUACUACUCAUAAACUUCAUCCAAUGCAAGCUAAUAUCAAGCCAAGAAAAUGAUGCCUUAAGAUUUUCAACUGUCAACUUUGUAAUAGGGAAGCUAGUUUGUGUUUGAUAGCUUUUGUUAUCAAUGCAGACCUCUUGCUUUAACUUCUCUAGUUCCAGCUUAAUCCAAUUAAAGUCACUAUGAUAAUAAUACUAGAGUUGCAGACUUGA
Nicotiana attenuata is the source of this 1918-nucleotide messenger RNA. Its product is annotated as ent-kaurene oxidase, chloroplastic. The record is from RefSeq and is a predicted model, not a curated record. The coding region runs from base 218 to 1762 and encodes 514 amino acids. Gene Ontology annotation, biological process: gibberellin biosynthetic process. NCBI's taxonomy places the organism in Eukaryota, Viridiplantae, Streptophyta, Magnoliopsida, Solanales, Solanaceae. The transcript has 9 exons. Gene Ontology annotation, molecular function: iron ion binding; ent-kaurene oxidase activity; heme binding. Gene Ontology annotation, cellular component: chloroplast outer membrane; endoplasmic reticulum.